AUGUUCAAAUCUCUGAGAUUUGCCGUCGCUUCUAUCUAUCUAUGGCCCACCGUUGGUCGGUCUCAAGGCAUGCCGACGUGCUUGAUUAAAGACGUUAGAAACAGGUGCAUUAACAUGUUUGACUCGCAGAAGAACGGAACCGGAAAGAAUGAAGCUCUAGAUCCUCUAGUUGGAUUCUUUUUGAGUCGGGGUAGUUUUAAGAGGGAAUGGAAAUAA
Messenger RNA from Colletotrichum gloeosporioides, 216 nucleotides. RefSeq lists its product as uncharacterized. Lineage: Eukaryota; Fungi; Ascomycota; Sordariomycetes; Glomerellales; Glomerellaceae. The transcript is spliced from 2 exons. The record is from RefSeq and is a predicted model, not a curated record. The coding region runs from base 1 to 216 and encodes 71 amino acids.